Messenger RNA from Puma concolor (puma), 869 nucleotides. It is a transcript of the gene CNPY2, whose product is annotated as canopy FGF signaling regulator 2. The record is from RefSeq and is a predicted model, not a curated record. Gene Ontology annotation, cellular component: endoplasmic reticulum. Lineage: Eukaryota; Metazoa; Chordata; Mammalia; Carnivora; Felidae.
CAGCGCUUCGGCGCCGUGCGUAGACGGCCGCUUAGAGUGCGGGGAGCUGGGUCAGGCAGUCGCUGGGUCACCCUUGCCUGGAAAGUGGCGGAGCGCUCUGGAGAAGCCUGGACAGCCUCGCUCCCCCGCAGCCAGGUGCUACGGUCGGGAGUAAAGUGAGAGUCCGGCCGUCUUCGAGCGCCUGGGCCACGGCGGCGGCCCUGGGAGCAGAGGUGGAGCAACCCCAUUACUCUAAAGAUGAAAGGCUGGGGUUGGCUGGCCCUGCUUCUGGGGGCCCUGCUGGGAACUGCCUGGGCUCGGAGGAGCCAGGAUCUACAUUGUGGAGCUUGCAGGGCUCUGGUGGAUGAACUAGAGUGGGAAAUCGCCCAGGUGGAUCCCAAGAAGACCAUUCAGAUGGGCUCUUUCCGAAUCAAUCCAGAUGGCAGCCAGUCAGUGGUGGAGGUGCCUUAUGCUCGCUCAGAGGCCCACCUCACAGAGCUGCUAGAGGAGGUAUGUGACCGGAUGAAGGAGUAUGGGGAACAAAUUGACCCUUCCACCCACCGCAAGAACUACGUACGUGUAGUGGGCCGGAAUGGAGAAUCCAAUGAACUGGACCUACAGGGCAUCCGAAUUGAUUCAGACAUCAGUGGCACUCUCAAGUUUGCGUGUGAGAGCAUUGUGGAGGAAUAUGAGGAUGAACUCAUUGAAUUCUUUUCCCGAGAGGCUGACAAUGUUAAAGACAAACUUUGUAGUAAGCGAACAGAUCUAUGUGACCAUGCCCUGCACAUAUCGCAUGAUGAGCUGUGAACCACUGGAGCGGCCCAGACUGACAGGCUUGAUGGAUCACCCCCAGGAGGGGAAGAGGGUGGCAAUGCCUUUUAUAUUAUGUU